CCACCCCUUUCUUCUUCCUCUCAUUUCAUUCCUCUAAAAAUAAUUAGGGUUUUACCUGCAAAUUCUCUCUCAUCGAUUUCCGAAGAUCUCCUUCUUUCUAUCGUCUCUUUCUUUCUCAAUUUAAGAUCGAAAGAAGCUCAAAUGGCGCCUGCACUUCCUCAGUUCUACAGUGGCACUAGCACCCUCGCAUUGGUAGCUCGUGUCUCAGCGUUCACUGCUGGAGUGGUUUAUGGCAACAUGAAGCUUAAAGUUCUCAAGAUGAAGGCCAAUUCUCAAAAGAAAGCUGAAGCUAAAGAGCGUCACUGAGAAUGAGUGAGUUAAAAGAUGUCGGAAGGAUGAUGCAUAAAACAAGCUCGUCGAUUUUUCAGUUCGCUGAUGCUUUUGUAGGCCUUAAUACUCAUAGUUGCGCAUGUUCUUAUUUACAAAUUUUUGUGGCUCAAUGGCCAUCCACAUAAUGACAACAAAUUGAAUUUAGUUGCUCAAUUGAAAACAUCGUCUCAAGAUGAUUUUACCUUCCUUAAAUUUUGAAUAAUACUAAUUGUUUUGCAUUGA
Messenger RNA from Beta vulgaris subsp. vulgaris (sugar beet), 552 nucleotides. RefSeq lists its product as hypothetical. Lineage: Eukaryota; Viridiplantae; Streptophyta; Magnoliopsida; Caryophyllales; Amaranthaceae. Gene Ontology annotation, biological process: proton motive force-driven ATP synthesis. Gene Ontology annotation, molecular function: proton transmembrane transporter activity. The transcript has 3 exons. The record is from RefSeq and is a predicted model, not a curated record. Bases 142 to 306 code for a protein of 54 amino acids.